Bacillus rossius redtenbacheri is the source of this 13946-nucleotide messenger RNA. RefSeq names its product bromodomain adjacent to zinc finger domain protein 1A (gene Acf). NCBI's taxonomy places the organism in Eukaryota, Metazoa, Arthropoda, Insecta, Phasmatodea, Bacillidae. The coding region runs from base 403 to 4761 and encodes 1452 amino acids. Gene Ontology annotation, biological process: positive regulation of DNA replication; regulation of DNA-templated transcription; chromatin remodeling. Gene Ontology annotation, cellular component: nuclear chromosome; CHRAC. The transcript has 25 exons. The record is from RefSeq and is a predicted model, not a curated record. Gene Ontology annotation, molecular function: DNA binding; protein binding.
UCUAAUUGUCGGAAUAAUAUUCUUGAUGAUUUAUCAAACGCAAUAAAUAUGACUACUUUCAUUAAGGCUCAAAGCCUAAAUUAGUUGACUUUUGCUUCUUAUCCUCUAUUUUGUAUAUUUAAUUAAAUUUCACAUCUAUUGACAACCGUCAUGUCUAUGAUUCAAACGCCAUUCUUUUUCAUUUACCCGCUUUUUGGCACUAGUGCAGACGAGUUGUGUUUUAAGAUUUUGUAGAUUUAUUCUUUACAUGGCAUUGUUUAAGCAUUGCUGUUACGGUGUUUGUAUACAUUUUAUGUUUUAUUUGUAUUGCUGAUUGCAGUUUCAAUUUUACGGAUAAUUUGACAGGUUCUGUGUUUUCCCUCCAACGAAUUCUGUUGGUGCUUGGUGUUUGUAUGGUGCAUAAUGCCAUUGCUGCGAGGUAAACCUUUUGAGGUCUUACAGCCUACAAAUGAUUUCAAAGAUGAUGAAGAAUUAUUUCCAUGUGAAAUGACUGAUGAGGUAUUCAGGACAUAUGAGGAACUGUGCGAGAGAAUUAUCUUGUGCAACUCUGUCGACUGGUCGUGUGCUGUCACUGGCAAGUCGGGCCUCACGUACCUGGAAGCUUUGGAGAGUGAGGAGAGUGCAGCCCGAAGCCUGGAGGAUGUUCCACGUCAGUUAAGAGUACCGCUCCUGUACCUGACUAGCUUCACUCAACGCACUUCUUUCCUUGACCUUGCUGAAGACAUUUUCAGCUAUGUGAGGGACAGGUACUUCAUUGGAGAGUACGUCGAGGUCUGCUUGAAAAAUGAACUGUGGUUUGAUUGCUGCAUAACCAGAGUGAUUCCACCUUCAUCUCUUCGCCAGUCAAUCAUCCAUUCUCCAGCUCGAAUUGAGUAUAACAGGAACAUGGCAGCACUGUUUCGCUAUGAAGUGCGGAAACUAGGCCGCGGCAGUGACGAUGUGAGUGAAAUUUUUGAGGUUGGCAGUACAAAUGUAAAACGAAAGAAGAAUCAGUACACUCGAGACAAAAGUAAGAUGUUCCUGAAGCUACAGACUACUCAGGAUGAGAAUGGGAUGUGGAUUGUCAAGGAUGAAGUUGUCCAAAAAUACAAUCUCCACAAAGUGAAAUUUAGUGACAUUUUUGGAGGGCCUCUUCCCAUGUUUGAAUGCUCUCGGAAAAUCCAGAAGCUCCAGCCAAAUGGGGCGGUCCCUACAAAACAUGCAAAUGGUUCGUUCAAGAAGGAAAAGCGUCAAGAGAAAAUAGACAAGUACUUCUCGCCGAACAAGGAAAUGAAGGGGGCAGUUUCCCCUGCCAAGCAGCAUGGUUCGGGCAGCAAGAUGUCGCCAAGGAAGUACAGCCAGGAUGGCCUGGUGCUCUCGCCACAGAGCAAGCUUGCCAAGAAGUUGAAGAGCAAAUACAUAAACAACUCUUUAAAGGGUUCCGUUAAGAAGAACUUGUUACAAAACCAUCAGCUGAAGAAACAUACGUCACCUCACAAGACAGCAGAAUCCAUGCUUUUGGAUGCAAAGCACAGACAGCAGGAGAAACGGAGACUUCUCAGACAAGAGAAGUCGAAGUUGGCAAAUUUCAUGAAAGAAUGGAAUCGUGAGAGAGAGGACUUGGAGUGUGAUGACUUAAAGGAAUUACCAUUACCAUCUAUUAUCAACUGUGGCAUCCCAGACGAACAUUUUGGAGAUGUCAUUAUGAUUUUGGAGUUCUUUAAUUCUUUUAAAAAUGAACUACCCGCAAAGAAGUACUUCCCUUACGGUCAGGUUACGUUUGACCUUGUGAAACGAGCUCUGCUAGCAAAGGAGGUCGCAGGCCCUCUUUGUGACAUCUUGGAGCUUUUGCUAACAACUCUGUUUGAAAUGCAGUCCGAUGAAGAAAAAAAAAUACAUGAUGCAGAUACUCUCAAGACUACAGCUGACCUGGACAUAGACGACCUGGGGGAUGUGACGAUGGCAGAGGCGAUCAAAGCUGCCACGGCGGCAGUCAAGUGGAGCCAGCUGUACCAGGGUACGCCUCUGAGCAGGCUCACUCUGGAUGCCGUCACCAUCUCGGAGGUGCUGCGACUGCACCUGCUGUCGUCGGGCGGUCGCUCUGAAGAGCAGAGGUACCAGCAACAGGGAGGCUACACUUUGUUGGAUGAUCCAGGGCUUCAAUUAAGAAUCCAGCACCCUCACAUUUUGCGUGCUCUUAGCGUCAGCACCGUAGCAGAAUUACCUAUAGGAGACAAGUUGAAAGUUCUGACAUGUUUAAUCAGUCAACUGUUGACGUAUGAUGUCUUCAUGGAUGUCAUAGAUGAAAGAACAGAAAAUGUGAAAAAAUUAAAGCUGGAGUUGAAAACAUCACAAGCGACUGAAAUGAAGCAACACAAAGAAGCAAUUGCUUUAAGGAUGAAAAAAAGAAAGGAAUCCAAGCAGCAACUUCUGACAAAAGGGGGUGACCUAAAUGAUCCUAAAGCAGGUCAGGACAAGGUGAAGUAUGAGCUUGAUGAAGCCAAAGAAGCAAAAGACUGGGAGCGGAAGAAUCAAGAGUGGGACAAGAAAGCUCUUGAAAUAGAAGAGCUGAAGACAGGCUUCCAGUUGCUGCCACUAGGUGUGGACAGAGCAUACCGUCGGUACUGGCUUUUUCCGUCCCUAUCAGGUUUGUUUGUUGAGAAUGAAGAAGUGUUUCCAGGUGUCUGCCUUUCAAAGCCAACACAGUGCAAUCCCUCUCUUGUGGGAGGGGAUGAUUCAGCAUUGUACAUCAAGCAUUUGUUUGAAGAAGAGCGCAGCGGAAAUAGCGACAAAGAAAAUGACUCCUUCAAUGGGCCGGUGUUGUCCUCCACCAGCCGUUCCGUCGUCCUCACUCCCAGCAAGAAACUUAAUGCCCUCUCCCAGACAAACGCCAAAGUGAUGUCGCCGCCAGAUUCGAAGCCGGACCUUGUGAUUGAGCAAAGGAAGGUGGUGCCACAGACCCUGGCGUGUACCGCCAACAUUAACACCUGCCCCAUUCAUGGUACAAACGUGCCUCGCACGAGGUGGGCGUUCUUCAGCGAAGAGGAAGAGGUGCACAGCCUCAUAAAGUGUCUGAACAAGCGCGGGUUUCGAGAAGGGAAGCUAAGGCGAGCUUUGAUUUUCCAGCAGGAGCGAAUACUGCAGAACCUGAAGAGUUGCCCGAUCUCAAAACUGGAUGAGAGCAGAGUAUUGGAGGAACGUAAGUCAUCUCGAAUACCCCAGCCAAAGUACGAUGAUGCUAACCUGAGCUUCCCCGCUGACAUGCCUGUCGAGGAUGUGAUGGAAAAUACUCUCAUUGACUGCAUUAUGCAGCUGGAAGAGAAAAUAGAGAGUGGUGGUCUAGGCUUCCUCAAGGUUCACAAUCGUGGAGCGUGGCAAGAGGCACUGACCAAAAGGAGUUACAGCCAGCAAUGUGAAAGGUUGAUUUGGGGUAAAGGCAGUCACAAGGGGGAAAAUAGAGUUAAAAUUCCUGUCAGCAAGUUGAAAAUGGAAGGUAGUGAAAGCCGACCCAACACACCGAGCUCCGAAGACGGAGUGCGUUUGUUGAACCACCAGUACUCGGUGAGCCAAAGACCUGUUGUCAAAAACUUAGCCAGUGCUUUGCUGCAAGUGGCGCAGGCCAUGGACCCCAAGUACCUGCAGAAACCUCUGGCUCCUGAUGAAGUUAACGAUAAUUACGAUUGGUCAGCGAUGGAACGAUGGGAGAGCUCACUAAUGGCGUGCACCAGCUUGGCUCAAGUGUUCCUUCAUCUUUCCACUCUUGACAACAGCAUCCAGUGGCGAAGGUCUGCUAUGAAUGCAUUUUGCCGGCUGUGCCGUGGUAGGAAAGAUGCUGAAAACAUGUUGCUGUGUGACGGCUGCAAUCGAGGUCACCACCUGUACUGCCUGAAACCCAAGCUUACAAGGGUACCUCAAGGUGAUUGGUUUUGUGAUAAAUGCCGCCCCAAGGAAAAAGAGAGAUCCUCGAAAAAAGUUAAAAAACCUUUCUCUGAAGAAUAUGCUGAGGAUAAUGAUACAACUGAGACCAGACAUUCAGCAGCAGUAUGUGAUUCAUGUGGCUGUGGAGGCAGAUUGCUGGCAUGUGUGAAUUGCUCUCACACUUUACAUUUCACAUGUAUCACUCCCAGUCUGAAGAAAAUGCCAAAGAUUUGGAAAUGUGAUAGAUGCCAAAAUAAAGCUCACCGUUCCAGGAAGAGGAAAGCAGGAAAUGGGGAGGAGGAACCCCUCCCACGCCAGCGACGAUGUUGUGCAGCUGUCGCUGUUGCCAACAUUUCAAAGUUUGCUCGGCGACUCCGCAGCGAAUCAUGGGAUGAUGACAGUAGUGUGAAGGAAGACGAAGUGAAGAAGGAUGAGGACGAGUUGCUUCCAUCACGCCGUAGCCACAGGCGUUCGCACGCUCUGGAUGAGUCCUUGCCGUUGGAUAACGCAGUUCUGCAGGACUUCCUCACUGAACUGAUCCAUCACAAGGACGCGUGGCCCUUCCUCAAGCCUGUCCUGAAGGCACAGGCACCUGACUAUCAUCUCAUCAUCAAGAACCCAAUGGAUUUUGGGAAGAUGAAAAACAAACUCAACAUGCUUCAAUAUACUAACAACAGUGAGUUUGUUCUGGAUGCCAUAUUGGUAUUUGAUAACUGCUACACGUACAAUGAUGAUACUGCAGAAGAGUACAAGGCAGGCAAAAGGUUGAGUCGUUUCUUCUUCAAGCGGUGUCAACAGCUAGGAUUGAAAAUCCCUGAUGAUGCGCAGCCUUCAGAUGCCAAGAGAACUCGUGCAAGCACCUAAUGCUGCGGAAACUCUUGCAAAAAAUAAAACUUUUUAUUUUGUUUCUUAAUCACAAAUCCUAAAAUUAUACAGAAAAUAAAACUUUCCAAUAAUUUAUUAUAAAAAGUUUAUGUUUAUAGUUCUUGAUAUUUUCUUUAAAGUUUCAUUUGAUUUUUGGUUUUCUCAAAUGAGGUGGUUAAAAUGUUCUAGAUUCUAUAAUUUUAAUGCAAGGUGUAUUUUUUUUAUCAUUUAUUUUGUUGGCAUAUAUUGCCAUGGAUUCCAUUAGAUAAUUCAAAUAAGUAAUUUUAUAUUUGGUUUUAAAUGUUUUUUUCUGCAUUUUGUAUAUUUUUUUUUGCCUCUGCAGCUUUUUGAAGCUUAGGUGAAAGUUUUCAUAAAUUAAAUUGCCGACUUGAAAUUGAAAUAAAUUCUCAAACAAUCCAUUUGUAUUUUUACAACUUUUGAUAGAUUAUGGAUGAUGGUACAAAAUAGACCCUAACUUAACCAGUAAAUAUCUAUGAUUGUCUACAGAAAAGUACCACAUGAAAUUUUGUGUAGUGUGUAGUUUUGGAUCAAGUAGAAAUUUUCUGUAAGUUUAACAUUAACAAAGUGGCACAGUGUUUACUGUCCUAAAUGAUUGAGAGAGCUUAUUUACUUGCAUAGGGCAAAUGUUUUGCUAGUGUUGUUACUGGUUAAAAUAAAUUUUGUUUCACUCUGCGAAAAUAUCAGUUUAAUCAGACUAUUGAAUCUCUGUUCAUGUAUAACAAUAUUAGUUCUUAUAUUCUAUGUCACUGGAAAAAUAUUCAAGAAGCUUAAGCAUAGGCUGCAUGUAAUUUGAUUUUUUUAUUUUUUUAAUCUUAUGUAGAAUCAAAAGUAGCAGUGUUAAAAUUUAGUUGUGUAUAAAAAUAUUUUGCAACACUAUCAGCAAGGUAUAUGUUAAUCCUCUGAGUGAUGCAGAGCAUUAGAUUACAUUUUUCACAUUAACUAUGUAUUUGACCAAAACACACCCUAUAUUUUGAUUGUGCUAUUGUUCCCCCUGGUGAUGGCAGUUGAGAAAAUGGUGACUAAGGACACUUGCACACAAUGUUUUGUCUGUGGAUAGCUUCUCUGUGAUAGUCUGUUUAAUUAAACUUGAGAGAGAUAAGUUACGAAUAAACGUAUGCGCACACUACCCACAUGCGGAUAUAUUUUGAUAUCAAUAGCCAUGGGUUUUCAUUAAAUGUGAUACUAACGAACCAACACAUGUAUUGGGAAUGUGGAAUGUGUAUCUGCUGGGUAGCCCGGUGGCACUGCUAAAACUUUCUAUUUUUUAAACUAGUGUUGAGUUGAUUCUGGAUUCUCGUAUCUGCAAAUUCUAUUGUUUUCAAGGAUUCAGAAUCCAAUGGUUUUGGAAUCAAAGUUGAUCAAUUUUUCCCUUUUAGCUAAUUCUUAAAAUUUAGAUAAUUUACUAUUUUAAUUUAGGAAUCUAAGUUGAUUUCUUAAUACAUUAAAUAAGGAUUUUCGCCAAAGUGUUCAGGCAAUUCCAGACUAAACAGGUGAUCAUCACUUAUUGGGUGAUUUUAGAUUAAUCUGUCAAUUGAGUUUUUUGAUUCAUUGGGUGUUUUCUCUGAUUAAGUCAGGGUGUUAGGCAAAUUCACCAGAUGUCUUGUUUCAUUUAAUAGAAGUAUGGUUCAGUUAACAGAGAUUUGGUCAAUGAAUAAGGGGGUUUGCUUAGUUAAUCAAGGUGUUCUAUCAGUUAUGUAUGUAGUAUAUCAGAUUACCAAUUAUCAUUGUUUCUCAUUUGAUGCAUUAGGAUUGUCUUUUGUUAGAUGAACACAAUUCUUAUAUUUUAUUUUCUUGAAAUACAUUUCAGUGAAAGCUGUGUGUGAUUUCUAAAUUAAUAAACAUUUAUUUUUCAUUUUUACAGAAAAAUUUGUAAUAUCAAGUAUGUAUUAUCAAAACAUUUUUUCAUAAUUGUCAAUACCACAAAAUUCCAUAAAUCAGUUGAUGUUUUAAUAAGAUUUUGUUUGAUUUUUAACUAAAUUACUAAACACAAUUUUGUCACAGUUUAGAAAUACAGAAAAAAAUAUGUUUUACUUACAUUAUUUUUAUCCAAUUUUAAAAAUGUGUAUGUUUUAAUAAAUUAUAACUUUAAUCCCCAACCGUGCCAAUUAAUAUAUUGUGGGGCUCUCAGUCACUUGAAUUUAGUACCCUAACUUUAGAAGCAGUUUAUUAAUUCAAAUAAUAAAGUGCAUUCAUUUACAAUUACAUUAGUAAAUAACAAACAGGUUUUUGUAUGAGUAUACAAAUCAGGGAUAGUUUGACAAGUAUUAUAGUAAAAAAUAUAGAAUCAUAAUAAAAAUUGAGGAGUUGAAUUCCAAAUAUGAGAAAUAAAACUGGAAUUGGAUCUGUGUCUGUAUAUUUUUUUUUAUAUUUUGGAAUCAACCCAACACUAGUUAAAACUUCUGCAUAUGCUUCUUGCCAGUACUAUUAUUUACCAUGACCAUGAAAAAUCAGGAUUUAUUCAUCCUUUGUUUCUUGGGUUACUGUGUUGGUAAGUGUUGCAACGGAAAUGCAAUAUGACAGAGCUAGAGUGCACAAGUAGUGAGUUGGAUUGAAAGUAUAAACUGUAAUUAAUGAGCAUUCCAUCAUAAUUUCUUUUGUGGGUUAAGUUUAUAACCAGUUGUAACAAUAAUGAGAUGGCCUGUUAACCUGUUUGGAACACACUAAAUAUUUAAUAUUUUUUCCUGGAAAAUUUUGUAGGUUGUAGUAGGUAUCCCAGGACCAUAGAAAGCUCUUCUAAAUAUGUAUGUUGAAAUAUAGUUAACAUUUUUUAACUAUUGUAAAUACAUUAAGCUCUCUAUUUAGUUGUAACUAAUUUAAGUCAUAAUUAAACAGAGCUGGUAUUAUACUAAUUUUGUAGAUACAUUAAUGUAUUACAGUCUUGUAAAUAACACAUAUUUCAGUAUUGUAAUAUGUCUUUAAGGUAAUGGUGUGCAUAUAUAAAGUAUUGGAAUUUUGUGUACAAACACAUUGACAAGUGCAACAAAUGUAUGUUUUCAUGUAUUAUUUAUUGCUUAUUUUUUAAAUUCAGAAUGUAAAUUUACAUAAACAGAACAGCAUUAGUUAUUUUCAGUUUACCUUGCCUUCAUCCUUAUUAUUGUGGUCAUAAAAAAGGGUGAUUUUGUGAUUGAUUGUAAGUUCAAGUAAAAUAUCUCAGUUUCUUUUCAUGUUAUUUUCGACUAAGGGAUUAUCAUCCAUAGCUUAAAACUUUCAGUGAUCGUAUUUCUGGUUUUGUGUAUUUUCUAUGUCCUGCCAGGUUGGCCGCAUGAGCGGAAGUAUCAGAAAACCAGAAAAACAUGCCUGUUCAAGGGUUUCUUUUUUUGCGUGCUUCUUUUUGCCUUCUUCCAGUUUCCAACAACUGAAAACUGCAGUGGCAACACUAUUUUAUAAAGUAACAAGUGAUUUGAUAUUUAAAAAAUUGAAAGAACUCAAUCUAUGGAAAACUCUCAAAUGUAUCGAACACUGUUAGAUUUUGCUGAUAUCAUUUUUCUCCUCUUAUGUUGUUUUAUUUUAAAAUCCGUGCACGACUUCUAGCCAGUCACGUCUUUUAGUCGGUGAGCAGCAACAGAAACAUUAUUGACAAGUCUCCUCUGUCAACAGUAGUCUGGUACUGCGCACCACCUUUGAGCAGAUGCCUUCUUAAGAAUAUUUAUCACAGCAGAAGCAAGAAUUGUAAUAAUGUUUUCAGAGAAAAUUAAUCCCUGCUGUUUUCAAAAGGCUUGGUGAGAGACUGCUUAAAAUCGCUCGUCUUGAAGAUGGUAAUUGAACCAGUGAGUAAAAGGUUAGAAGUCAAGGAGCCUUAUAUCUAUGCAUCUAUGAUCAGAUUUCCAGCUGUAGUGAUAACUGCUGGGUACUUGGGUAGUGGUAAGUGUAAAAUUAUAUGUUUUGCUAUAUAUUUUCCACUGUUUGGCAUUUGGUAAAAUAAUUCUUUCAGUUGGUGUUUCAUGUUCAGGAAAAAAUUCAUAUUCAUCAUAAAUUGAUUUUAUUUAUAGUACAGCCUCUUUUAAUGUAAUACUUUAAAAAGUAUUACUAGCUAUGGACUUUUGUUGAGAUGAUUUAGGGCGCGGUUACACGGGAGUCUGAACUAGUUCAGGUGGACAUGUUCAGCUGUUGAGUGCGGUUACACACAGUCUGAACAUGUUUCGUUCGAGGCCAUUUCCCAUUUAACUUAAACAGGUUGGCAAAGUAGUUCAGAUCGACAUAUCUUCUACAUUAGCCUCUGAUUGGCUGUUUAGAAUAUAAACAGUCCUUUGUAAAAAUUCAAGAUGGAAAGUGUUUCUGGCACAAGUUCAAAUAAUAUUUUACCGAAUGCAACAAAAAAAAAUCAACAGAUAAUUAUACAUAUAUAUUUUUUAAUUGAUCCUGACCUUAAUUUUCUUAAAACUGAGAUAGGUACUCUCGCUCAAAAAAUAAUAAAAAAUAAGUUUAAAAAUUUUACUGUGCAUGUUGUUAGAAUUCCCGAUUUGUAAAAAAAUAUUGAGCAAUAUGUAAACACAUUCCAUUUCUGCUGAUAAUGCUGUAUAAACAAGUGAGAAAAUCCCGCGUUUUCUGGAUACAAUUACAAAAUAGAGAUCAACAACACAGUCAUUCGUUGACAGUAGAAAAUCGGUUUUAGAGCUAAACACACUUUUCAGCAACUACCGUGUAACCGUACACUUUCGCGUUUGUAAACGUGUUUACUUAAACAUGUUCACCUGAAGUAGUUCAGGGUCCCGUGUAACCGCGCUCUUAGAAACACUUUGAGGGGAAAAAAAAAUGUAAUUUGAUAUUGCUGGAAGAUUGUCCACACAACCUGCACAUAGUUGAGUUGGCAAAUUUGCAAAAUUACUUUUAUUUUUUGCAUCAUGUUAAAUUGAUAAGUUUCACUUUUAGUUACAUUAAUAUGCUGCCAGUUAUUCAUUUUCCAUGGUAAACAAUUGAUUGUUUCAUUGUACUAGGGCAUUCUUUCUUCUCUUACACUGCUGUCCCAACUUGAAUUACGGGAUUGGGAUGUUGGAAUGCUUUAUAACAGGAAAUAUAUCAAAUUUGUGAAAGAGACACAUGCCUGAUAGAGUAUCCACUUACCUAACAUGAGUAACAUUUUUAAUGAUGGUAGGUUGUUUACUGCAAGUGUGUUUCACAUGUGAGCAACAAUUGGAAACUAGCAGAAUUGUCACAUAAUUUUUUUAUAUGUUGUUUCAAAUUUCUGUCACAGCUAAUGUAUUUCUUUCUUUGUGGUUUGUUUUAACAGAGUGUAAAAGUAAUGUAAUACCUGACAGUCACUUGAAAAUAAAUUGUGAUUUGAGGCUGCUUGUGUCUCUGUGCAUGAUAGAAUGUGUAUGGUGUUUUGUAUGCAGUGUAAUUUUUUUUUAUUUUUAGUAACUUUGUAGACAUUAAUACUUCUAUAUGUAUACCAAAUGUACUGUUUAAAAUUACGGUAAACAGCUGGGUACUUCAUAAUUGUAUUGGAAUUUUUUGUAAUGCAUUUAAAUCUUAAGUGACCUAUUGUGUUGUACAGUUUUUUUAAUUGCUUUGUUAGCAUUAAGUUGUUAGUACUCAAUUAUAAGCAUGUUGCUGUUACUCACUGUGUUCACAGUUUUUUGUUGUAAAUAAGGAAGGUUCUCAGUAUUAUAACAAAAGCUGGCCAGUGUUUCAGGAGGAAGUGAAAGGAUAUUUAAACAACUUUGCUGUUUACAUGUAGAUACAAUUUUAUAUAAACUAACCACACAUUACUAAAAGUUUUCAGAAGUUGAAAACCAUUUAUCUGUGCUUUUAUAAUAGUAUCCAGGAAAAGAGUUUGUUAAAAAUAUUACAGAAUUAUGUAUUAUUGAAAGUAAGUGUGUGGAAAAAGUCAAUUUGAACUGUGUUUGAAAACCCGCUAUUGCAUUAAAAUGUCAUACCAGAACCACUCAUUAUGAAUUAUUAAACUUAAUUUUAAACCUGAAAAGAAUUCCGAGUAUUUGUGCUAUAAAUUCAAUAAAUUAUUAGCCUUAAAUUAAUGCGAGAUGAAUGAUGUAUAUUCAGACUUGCCAACCUUUACGAUUUUAUCGUAAAAUGUACGAAAAUCACGUCCGUAUUACGAUUGUACGAGGAUGUCUGCAUUUUUUACGAAUUUUAAGUACGAGACGUUUAUUAAAACACGUAUUUUUCGUUGUCUUAAAUGUUUUAUUGUAUGGUUUGUGAAAGCUUUUGCCAUGUGUUGUUGCUGUGGAAACGAGUGCGGUAAUUGUGUUAUAUUAUUGGUCGAAGGCCAGCGAACCACGUAAUUUGUUGUUCGAUUGUAUAUCUUUCCUUAUUGGCCGCCUGAGUUACAUUGAUGCGCUUACAACCAGUCACGAACCAGUUUAAAUAGCAUUUUUAGUUUGGCAAGAUGGUGUCGUGCACAAGCGUAUGUUGUGAUUCUUCAGUUAAAGUUGAGCCAAUUUUGAUUUUGUUUAUUACAGGUUAGGAAACAAAUUUAUUGCAUGUUUUUAAUAAAAACGUGUUAUGUGCACAGUUAACGGAAGUGGAAUUAAGUGAAGAAGAAAAUGCCCCCGAAACGUGAUACGCAUUAUUCUCAGGCAUUUCGUGAUACAUACACGCGGGAUUUUCAGUGUAUUCUUAAAUCAAGCAAAGGAACACAGUUCGCAGUUUUUUCAGUGUGUAGAUGCGGCAUCAACAUUGGGCACGGCGGAAGAUAUGACAUCAAUCUCCACGUGAACUGUUCAAAACAUCUCGUAAAUGUUAAAAGUGUCGCAGUCAGUUCAAAGGUUAGUGAUUAGUUCCCUAAAAUUAACAGCACAGAAAUGCUAAAUACGUGCAGAAUGCAUGUUUACAAACUUUUUGGUUGAACAUAAUAUUCCUUUAAAUGUUUCGGAUCACGCCGGCCCGUUAUUCAGAAAAAUAUUUUCAAAUUCUGAAGUAGCAAAAAAAAUUAGUUGCACAAGAACAAAGUCGACGGCUAUCGUGAAAGAAAUGGCAACAGAUGCAACUAUAAAAUUGUUUGUAAUUUACAAACUGGCAUUUUCAGUCGCGACCGACGGCAGCAAUGACUCUGAAUCCAAAUUAUAUCCACUAGUAGUAACAUUUUGUAAUGCAAGUUUGAAAAUGAUAGUGUCAAGGUUGCUUUCAUUACCAGUACUCCAGGGAGAUUCUACUGGAAGUUAACUGAUAUCAUUGUAUAUUGUAACAAAGGUACACUCUGUUGAUUUGUAGGGUACCACAAGGAACAAAGUUUUUUUCUUUGAUGUGAUACUAAGCAAAAAUGUUUCCAUAAUGGUAAAUAAUGAGAAUGAUUGUUGGUCUGCAAUGUUAAUGUAUGUUAAAACGAUUACAUAAUUUCGAUUACUAGAAAAAAAUGUGAUAUGAAAUUUUAUUAAUUUUUCAAUUGCCGCGAGCAGUUUACGCGUAUUAUAUUAUUUUUUAUGUAUUGUACUAAUUGGGGGUUUCAAAAGUUGGCAAGUCUGUAUAUUACAUUACAAACAUUUAGUAGCAGGUUAGUGAUAAGAUAAAAUGCAUCAUUCUGGUAUUUGUGAGUGAAACAUUAUUGGUGAAUACUAUGUGUGAUCACAUAAUCAUCGCACAUUUUGUACUAAAGUCAAGUUUGAAAUUAGGGGUGUGACUUAUGCGAGAAAACAUUUUUGUUAAGGUCAAAUUACUCAUAACAAUAAAACCUAUUAUGGAAAGUACAUUUAUUUAAAAAGUAUAUUAUACAAAAACACGCCAAACAAUUAAAAUUAAUAAGUCAAUACAAAAACAGUGACCUGAAUGUGAGCAGGAACUAACGCAUAACUAUCGUCGUAGUACACACUAACCACAAAAGAGUGCGGACACUAGACAGAGCGUGCGAGUUGAAUGCAAUCUGUAAGCUAUUGAUAUUGAUGUGCAAGUACGUGCGUGCACUCUGUAACCAAACAUGAACAGUGCCAACUGGUGGUGGCUACAUUUUUAUAUGUGGUACACAUUGGCGAUGAAGACGAGCAGAUAGUUAUAACAUUUGAAAAUAUCUUUAAAAAAAAAUUUACACUUUUAUAACUUCAAUUUUUGUUAAUUAAAUGAGUAAAGGGUAAUAUCCAAACAAGUAAUGGAUUUAAACUAUGAAAUACGUACAGGAAAAUAAGUUUAUGGAAAAAAAUAACAUAUAUCUUACUGAGAAAAUGGUGGGACUGAAAUAUUUGACCAUUUUGGACAGAAAUCGUAUUGUGCGGGUAUAUCUUAAAAGAGUUUACUGUAAUUGUAAUUACUGUAUUUUCCCAAUGUAACUACCACACUACCUGACAGCUACUUGAAAACCAAUUGCUGUUUCAUGGUGCUUUAUAUUGUCAUGAUUACUAUCUACACAAAGCGCUCUGAAUCUAACAUCAGGACCAAAAACAUUGUAAGACUAACAUCAGGACCAAAAACAUUGUAAGAUUUUUUUGCAAGUACUUUUUCCCCCCAAAAUUUUGACGCCCCAAAACAACGGUGCGACUAUUAUGUGAUAAAACAUAGUACAAGUCACGUAGCUUCGAAUAUUUACAUUAAAAAAUUUGUUUUUAGUACUAAGUUUUGCAGUGGUUUAAAAUUGUGCAAUCAUGUUAGCCAAACAUUUUAAAGUAUCGAAAUUUAAAACUUUUUAACAAUUUUUCAUGUUAGCUGAAUCAUACUAAAACAUACAAAAACAUUUAUUAUUUUUCUUAGUUUUUUAGUUAUCUGUUAUUUUAGUUCGGCACUUACAAUAUUGAAUAAAAUAUUGACUAACAUAUUGUAGAGAUUUCUUCGAGUCACAACUGUAUUUGGAUUGCAAGCUAUGAAUGCAUUUUUUUAAUUCUUUUUAGAUUUGCUAUUAAAAUUUCAUUUAUUAUUAUAUAAUUUUAUUGACAAGCUGUAUCUGCAGUUUGUGAGUACGUUGCUUCAAUACAUUACAAGUUAGAAAGUUUAAAAUUAUAUUUUUGUGUCAAUUUCCUUUAGUUUCCAUAAAUAAACUACCAAAAAAAAUAAUUUUUCCUGACACUAGAUACCUGGCGCUGGUUUAGAAAAAAAAAUUAAUAAUUUGAGUAAAUCAAAUGUCAUACAACUAAAUUUUAAUGCAUUUCUGUAAAAAAAAAAAACAACCUUUAACAUGAAGGUGUUCUUCGAAGGUUUGUAUGAAUAAUAUACUUAGUAACUUUUUGCAAUUCUGUGUACACUGUUAGAAAUAUUUUAUGUCAAUAAAGUAGUUUAUUUCUAAA